AUGCCCUCUUAUAAUGGGCUUGUGCUAUUAAGCACACUACCGCUUGCCUACAUUAUCUCGACUGUGGUCUACCGCCUCUACUUUCACCCCUUGGCGAAAUAUCCUGGGCCAUUCUGGGGGAAAAUUUCCGAGAUCCCUUCGUACUGGCACGCGGUGAAGCAAGAUCGCCAUCUCUGGCUCUACCAGCUUCAAGAGCAAUAUGGUACCCUUCUCGUGAACAACCCCGACGGGUUCAGGUCGGUGUACGGCCCGAAAGGGAACGUGAAGAAGGGACUGUACUAUUUGAUCUGGCCACGCAAUGUUGACACCCUGACUACCCUGAACGUGAUCGACCACGAGGUCCAUGCGCGCAAGCGGCGAGUCCUGAAUAGUUCGUUCUCUGAUAAGGCACUGCGGUCUGCGGAGAAGUUUGUGCUCUCAAACACCAACAGGUGGUGCGACCUCAUCGACGGGAAUGCCGAGCAGGGCGGUGGUGGCGACGGAUGGUCCGCCUCCCUGAACAUGACGGACUGGGUCAACCACCUGGUCUUCGACAUCCUUGGAGACCUAUGCUUCGGGAAGCAGUUCAACAUGAAAGAGCCCGACAGUGAGCUUCGAUACGUCCCAGAACUGAUAGCCGGAUUCAUGCAGUUCAUGCACCCCAUCGCGUGGUCCCCAAUCGCUGGAUUCUGGGCCUGGCUUAAGCCCCGAGGCCUGGACAAGCUCCUGGAACUCGCCACGCCGCCCGCACUCAAGAGGUGGGAGAGCUUCGUGGAGAAGUGUCUGGCAGAACGCACCAGGGAGGAGCAGGCGCGGGAGGAACAGCUGCAGGCCGGCCUCGUCGCCGAGGGCGAGACGCGCAAGGAUUUCUUCCACUACAUCUACCACGCCGAGGACCCGGAGACGGGCACGCGCGGCUUCCCCAAGCACGAGAUGUACGGCGAGACGGAGCUCCUCAUCAUCGCCGGCUCCGACACCACGGCCAUCGUCAUGGCCGGGCUGCUCUUCUACCUCGUCCGCAACCCUGCCGCGUAUGCCAGGCUCGUCGACGAGGUGCGGUCUGCGUUCUCCAGCUCGUCUGAGAUCCAGUCCGGGCCUAGGCUACAGUCGUGUAGAUAUCUCCGGGCCUGCAUCAACGAGGGGCUCCGCAUGACGCCGCCCGUCGCAUGCGAGCCUCUCCGCGAGGUGAUGGCGGGCGGAACAGACGUUGACGGGGAGUCCUUCCCGCCGGGCGUAAAUGUGAGCGUUGCGUUCUACUGCCUCAGCCACAACAAGGACGUCUACCCCGAGCCGCACAAGUUCAGGCCGGAGCGGUGGCUAGUCGACGAGAAGGCGGGCAUCACUGAAGAAGACGUGGCCCGCGCCGAGAGCGGCGCCUGCUCCUUUUCCAUGGGUAGUCGUGGAUGUCCUGGGAAAUACCUGGCCUUGAUUGAGAUGACCAUUGUCAUGGCCAAACUUGUUUAUCUGUUUGACAUGAGGGAAGACCCCGACAAGAAAGUGGGCGGUGGAGGCCCAGGCAAGGGACCAGGUCGCGAGAACCCUGACCUCUAUCAGACAUACGAUAUCUUCGUGUCUCUGCAUGAUGGGCCCAUGAUCCAGUUCAAACGCCGGGGGUGA
This is a messenger RNA of Diaporthe batatas, 1596 nucleotides long. RefSeq lists its product as uncharacterized. The transcript is spliced from 2 exons. NCBI's taxonomy places the organism in Eukaryota, Fungi, Ascomycota, Sordariomycetes, Diaporthales, Diaporthaceae. The coding region runs from base 1 to 1596 and encodes 531 amino acids. The record is from RefSeq and is a predicted model, not a curated record. Gene Ontology annotation, molecular function: oxidoreductase activity, acting on paired donors, with incorporation or reduction of molecular oxygen; heme binding; monooxygenase activity.